AUGGCCAACUUACAGAAUGGCAAAUUUGAUUGUAAUUACUUACAGUAUGCCGAUGAUACGUCCUUAUAUCAGCACUCCAAGGUUAAAAAUUUGAGCAAAUGUGUAGAUGAUAUGCAGAAAGAACUGGACCGUGCGAAUAGCUGGUCUAAGAAUUCGAACUUGCUAAUGAAUCCUACGAAGACAAAAACGAUGGUCUUUUCAACAGCCCAGAUGUCCACAACUCAUAACCUGGCUUCGUUGGAGCUUGUCUCGAUGGAUAUCAAUCAUCAAAACAUCGAACGAACAAAGUCAUGGAGGGUUUUGGGUAUAAAGCUUAACGAACACCUUAAAUGGAACCUUCAUUUAAACGAAGUUAUAAGAUCGUGUUAUGCUGUUUUGGCUGACUUGCGACGGUUAAAGAGAUUCACAACAUUUCGUUUAAGAAAACAAUUGACUGAAUUGCUAGUAUUGUCAAAAUUGGACUAUUGCAACUGUCUAUACGGGUCAUUUCCUGCAUACCUUUUAAAACGGCUGCAAAAGGUUCAAAACUCGGCUUCUGGUUUUGUUAAUGGCAUGUAUUCUAAAGCUGGAGAUGUGGUUUCAAUUGGUUGGGUACUAAUUAAAGAAAGAAUCGAUUACAGUAUUGCUAAACUUGCAUUUCAAGCUCUUAACGACGAAAGAUGGCCAGGUUAUUUAACACUAGAAGUAAAAGAAGUUACUAGAGUUUUGAGAAGUAACAGUGAUGGUACUUUAAGACUCAAACACUCUUACAUCGAAGAUACUUUUCAGUAUAAUGCUGCAAAAGUUUUUAAUGAUAUUUCUGAUGAUUUUAAAUGUAUGGAUUUUAAAAACGUUAAAAUUUCCUUAAAGAAACUUUUACUAGAUCGUAGUAAGGAAAGACUAAAUUUAGACUGA
Molecule: messenger RNA, 894 nt
Organism: Paramuricea clavata
Lineage: Eukaryota; Metazoa; Cnidaria; Anthozoa; Malacalcyonacea; Plexauridae
Source: the annotation of a GenBank genome assembly